AUUCAUCGUCCAAAAGACCAAGAGACGCCCAAUGCGGUGCGAGUUGAGCGGCAAUUGGACGUUCACGGGGCUAGAGAGUGCUGAUGCCCCGGCUGCCCCUCGUUGGCAGCCUCGGUGGAUGGAAACAUCUUCUCUCUACCGUCUUGAUUCGACUGGCGAUGACUUGCAGAUGGGCAGCGACUGGCCUCUGGCUGCUGCCAGCCCUUGUGCAUCUGCAGCUACAGCUCUUGACUAGCACAUGAUUCGUUGUGGCCGUCCUCCCUGGAUGCACCAUCCUGUCAUACUGCAUCUCCGAGAUUGCCCCACGCUUUCAGCUCCCGAUCAGCGUCCCACGCCCGUUGGCGCAUCCAAUCCGCAUCCCACCACGUACCCGCAGUUCAUCCUCUUCGGCGACAGCAUCACCCAGUUCUCCUCCCAGGUCCUGUUUGCCUCCCUAGCCGAGUGGUACUCUCGCCGUCUCGAUGUCGUCAAUCGCGGCUUCAGCGGAUACACUGCUCCCAUGGGCUAUGACAUCCUCGGGCAAUUUUUCCCAUCAUCAGACGCUGCUCCUCCCUCGCCAACCACCCCGAGAGUACAGCUGAUGACCGUCUUUUUUGGUGCCAACGACGCCUGCCUUCCCGGUCAUCCUCAACAUGUUCCUCUUGCCGACUACCGAACAGCUCUCAGAUCCAUCAUUAAGUCCCGGGGCGUUGAGUCCCACCAAACAAAAUGUCUCCUUAUCACUCCACCACCCGUGGAUGAAUGGCAACUGGGAUCUGAGGAGAGGACGGCAGAACACACGGCAACAUAUGCUUCCGCGUGCCGAACGGUAGGGAGAGAAAUGGGCAUCCCAGUCCUGGACCUCUGGACGAUAUUUAUGAACAAGGCUGGCUGGUGGGAAGGUUCGCCGGGCGCCUUGACCGGGAGCAAAAAAGCACCCAGGAACGAGGUGUUGGGAAAGUUGUUGAACGACGGAUUGCAUCUCACUGCGCGGGGCUACAAACUGAUGUAUGAAGAAUUGGUCCAGGUGAUCAAAGACCAGCUACCCGAUCAACUGCCCGAGAACUUACCCAUGAUAUUCCCGGAAUGGAGGGACAAGCUGGGAAUUCUGUAGAGGGCGAAUGUUGAACCGGUGUCGAGUAACGGGGACUUCAAAGAAAAGAAAAAGGACUAGACAAUUGAGUUGAUAGAAACUGGAUUCAAUUUUUAGGCAAGAUUCUAGGAACAGGGAUCGGCUUCGCAAGACAAGCAUACACCCGACUUGACGGAGCAAUUCUGUUUACCACCAUCACCACGAAAGGAAGGAAAGGAGUGACCCGAAAACAAAUCUCAAGCAUCAGACCUGGUGGCGCCGGAGAGGGGAGAGGAGAGGGUGUGUCGGCCUAUUGAUAGACGACAACAGACUCGAACACGAGACACUUGGACAGUGGAGAAAUCUGUGGAUAAGCCACGGACCUACUCCUCGUCGCUCUCUUCGUCGCUCUCGGCUUCAUCGAGCCAUUGCAAGAACUUCUCGGCAGCUUGGCGGACCUUGCGGCUGGUGCUGAUGUCGACGUAUUUCUUGCUGGCCUUCUGACCCC
This is a messenger RNA of Cladophialophora immunda, 1559 nucleotides long. RefSeq lists its product as uncharacterized. Lineage: Eukaryota; Fungi; Ascomycota; Eurotiomycetes; Chaetothyriales; Herpotrichiellaceae. The record is from RefSeq and is a predicted model, not a curated record. The transcript has 2 exons. The coding region runs from base 239 to 1093 and encodes 284 amino acids.